Candidula unifasciata is the source of this 1856-nucleotide messenger RNA. Lineage: Eukaryota; Metazoa; Mollusca; Gastropoda; Stylommatophora; Geomitridae. The record is from the annotation of a GenBank genome assembly.
AGUCGGUGGAAUUGUCAGAAGGUGUUUCUUCAAAGUUUAUCAGAUUUGAUGGUGCAGACGGGCAGACGUAUGUCCUUGCUGUAUCAGAUGAUGUAGCAGAAGUGAUAACAGAGCCGGUGAAGGCAGUGUCCCAGCAGUUAGCACCUGCCAAGAGUGUUAAAGGUGGAAGAAAGAGGCCAGCAAACUCGUCUGCAGUAACAGUAGGAACGCCAUCUGCAACUCUUUCACGGGCCAAGACAUCUCAUAGUGCUAGUGUUGACGGCAUUAACCAGGCUUGGUUUACCACAAAGGAUGAUAAAAAUGCUCUUCACAAUGAAGGUCAUAAAUGGAAACAGGGUCAGUGGACAAAAGAAGAAGUGGAAGUAUUGGAGGCAAAUAUAAACAAAUAUUGUAAGGACAAUAGUAUCAAAGAUCCAGCGGAAGUGAUAUUUGAGAUGUCUAAAGAUGAACGCAAAGAUUUCUACAGAACAGUUGCAUUGGGCAUCCAGCGUCCGUUGUUCUCUGUAUACAGGCGUGUCACGAGAAUGUAUGAUAGAAAGAACCACAGAGGAAAGUACAGCCCAAAUGAAAUGAAAUGUCUUAGAAUUCUGAGAGCCAAGCAUGGUAAUGACUGGGCAGCCAUAGGCGGAGCACUAGGGAGGAGUGCAUCGUCUGUCAAAGAUAAAUGUCGGCUGAUGAAAGACAACUGUAACUCAGGAAAAUGGUAUCCAGAGGAAGAGGCCAGACUUGCAGCAGCUGUGUAUCAACUCACUGGAAUCAAGCCUUCUGAAAGUGUGACAUCUGGUCUAUCAUGGGCAAGUGUUGCAGAACAUGUGGGAACCAGAUCUGAGAAACAGUGUCGCACCAAAUGGCUCAACUAUCUCAACUGGAAGCAGCAAGGAGGAGCAGACUGGACCAGAGAAGAUGAUACCAUCCUCAUAGAAAAGGUUUCUAAAAUGGAUGUCAACAACGAUUCAGAAAUUGACUGGGUGGCUUUAUCACAAGACUGGGCAAGUGUACGAUCACCACAGUGGCUUCGGGGCAAAUGGUGGGCUUUGAAACGGCAUAUUACAGAUUACAACAAAUUAAGCUAUAAAGAAUUGUUGGAUCAAAUGAAACGAUUAAUAUACUGGAAUCUAAAGCCAAAAAUGGGACUUCGUCAACCAAAAGAUGACGGAGUUGUUAGUGUAGCCACGUCUGAAUUAUUUAAAGGCUGUAUUCCAAUAUCACUGACAACUGGGGUAGAUGGCAGCACCUCACUGUCACUGUCAUAUUGUCCUUCUGAUGAUGAAGGCUUCCAGGCAUUUGAGGUCCUUCAGCAGUGGACACCUCAAAUCAUAGGCUCGGUGUCUCAAGCUGUCUCAUGUCAAGGCACCCAAAGUAUUCUAAGCACUGACGGGGGUCAUAUCAUUGUACAGACUUUGGCUUCUUCUCUUGAUGCUGGCAUUCAGUUGAACGGUGAGCAGCAGGUCAUCAUUAGUGCUGGCCAUGUCAACAAUGAAGAGGAAGCAGUCGAGGGUUUAACUGUCCACGUGGCUGAUCCUCUGGGCCAGUCUGAUCAAGACCUGAGUGACUUGGCAGAUGGUGAUCUCCAUGAUUCUGGCACAUUCUCUGCAGGCAGUGAGGAGAUUGUCACAGUGGCAGAGUUUCAUAUACAGUCUGAAGCAGGAGACACAGACAUCAUGGGUCAUGAUGUGUUUGAAACUGUGACCUCAGAGUCUGGAGGGGACUUGGUCAUGGGGGUGUCCUCCCAAACACAUGCCAGCAGUCUGAUGACCAGUCUCAAAGACCCAAUUCUGAUGUCAUCUUCAGAUGCUGACUGUGAAAAAGGCCAGAGUGCAGUGCUCAUUGAUGAGUCCUCAGAUAUGACUGACUGA